GUGUACUUUCGACCCCCGCACCCCUACACCGUACAUUGUAAGUAGUGCCCGUGUGUACUUUCGAGCCCCGCACCCCUACACCGUACAAUGUAAGUAGUGCCUGUGUGUACUCUCGAGGCCCAGCACCCCUACACCUUCACUGUGUAUCAGCAUAAGGUAGCCACCGGGACCUGAUCAUUCUGGACCUCAGGUUAGGUAACCAAAGUAGCUGUAACAAUUCCUCAUGUCCCUGUGGAGGUAGGCCGUUCCAAGAUGACACUCCCCUAACACGUCUGAGCUGAACUGAAAGGCUUAUCAACAUUGCCUGUGUUUAAGAUGAGUAGAACUCAGCCCCAAGAGUACUGCCCAGUCCGAGUCUUACAGACGCAUAUAGUUGGCACAGAGGUGACACGCUGGGACUUCAUGGGAGCUAUAGUGUGCAGCAUUGCUUGUCUUCUGAUUCAGAGAACAGUUUUGAAGGCUUUACUUUGGGAACCAACGGACUUUCAUCACGACAUGCCUGUAAAGAGAGGACGGCCAAAGAAGAAACAUGAUGAAGUGGACAAAAAUGUGUCGGGGGAGGAGGAGGGAGAUGGAUUGCUGUCAAGGAGAGCGUCAAACAGAAGACAGAAGAAAACAAUAUCGUACAACGAAGAGAGUCCAAAUGUCACGAAGAAAGCAAAACUUACAAGAAACAGCGUAUUUAAAGACGCCAAUGACAACGAAAUAACUGAAGCGUAUUCUAAAAUACCAAAGAAAGAAAAGAUAUCGAAAAGGACAGCAAAAACCGAACUAACAGAAAAAAAAGUGCUGAAGAUUAAAACAGAGGAAAAAGGGGUGACUGUUAAGACAAAGGGUUUAUUAAGAAAAAAGAAAAAGAAAGAGAAUAAAAUCAGUGAUGAAAAACAGAUAUCUGGUGACGAAGGUGAUAGAAAUACUACAGCAGAUGAUUUGAUAGAUAACAGUCCACAGGAGAAAGGCAACGAGAUACAGGGAACACCCCCCGGUAGAACCGAGGUCAUGUCGUGCAGCCCAAGACGAGGCUCUACCCCGGAUGUCACCGUGAACCUGGAAGCCACGUUUACAGUACAGUCACCGUCUGCACAGGAAGACGCUUGUUUGUCAGGGAGAGACACACCUCCCACUAAUGUUUCAAGGGAGGACUUGCGGGAAAACAACGUCACACGUAAAGAAACAAAUGACAUCAGCCUCACAAGUAAAGACACACGGGACACCGUCGUUACAGAUCAAGACACACAGGACACCGUCGUUACAGAUCAAGACACACAGGACACCGUCGUUACAGACAAAGACACACGGGACACCGUCGUUACAGAUCAAGACACAUGGGACACUAGUAGCACACGUAAAGACACACAGGACACCGUCGUUACAGAUCAAAACACACGGGGCACUGUCGUUACAGAUCAAGACACACAGGACACUAGCAGCAUACGUAAAGACACGCAUGACACCGGCGUCAAACUUACAGACACAUGGGACAAAAGCGUCGCACCGAAGGACACAAGCGUCACACAGGAAGGCACAGAGAACAGACGCGACACACAAAAAGACAAGCAUUACACUCACAUCACACGUCUGGAAAAUGCGGACACUUUGGCUGAGAAGGUGGCUCUUAAGCUUGCAUCUCAACAAAACGAUUGUCUCCGACCUCUUCUUGAGAAAAUGGAUGAUCUUAUGAAGGCGAUGGCUGACCUCUCCCAGGAAAACAAGGAACUCAGGCACACGUGUGGACAUGCACAGGCCGAUUGUAUUAGAGGAUCAAGUGAGGACAAUGCAGCUGGUUACAAAGAGACCACACACCCCUCUGCCGAGUGUUCAGAUUCUGCCGUUCAAACUUUACCUACACCACAAGUUCACGCCCAGACCCAAACCAUUGAAAACUAUCAGAGGGACACAUCUCGGGACGAGCUGACAAAUGUCCAAAACGAAAGGGACAUUUUGUGGGCGAAGUGUCAGAGCCAGACCAAGGUCAUUCGAGAUCUACAGAACGACCUGUACACGACACGAAACGACUUCAGUAAAGACAAAGUCACAUAUCAGGCGACUUUGGUGUCCGUCCUGGCGACACUCUCGGAUUAUACACGACUGUACAGCGAUGUUGUCGCCAGACUGUCACGUGAUAACCUCAGCCUGGAUGAACUCUGUAAAUUGAUGUCCGAAGCGAGCACGAGACACUCUCGAGACGACUGCAACACGACAGACGCACGGCGGAUGAGUGACGACCUCACCCUAACAGGCCCGCGGCGUGACAGUAACAGCACUUCUGAGCAGCCUGCUGAACUAGCGGAAAUUAAACUUGAACCUCGAAGUCCCCCAGGGAAUUGAAGCGGAAAGCCCCGGGGCCACAUCGGAGUGGCGUGACCAGCUAGAACGCCGAUAACCCAACGUCAAAGUUGUCAAUAUAAAAAUGUGUUUCUGUAAUAAAAUAAUAAAAGAGUA
This is a messenger RNA of Mizuhopecten yessoensis (Yesso scallop), 2442 nucleotides long. Its product is annotated as M-phase phosphoprotein 8-like. The transcript has 6 exons. NCBI's taxonomy places the organism in Eukaryota, Metazoa, Mollusca, Bivalvia, Pectinida, Pectinidae. The record is from RefSeq and is a predicted model, not a curated record. Bases 316 to 2328 code for a protein of 670 amino acids.